This is a messenger RNA of Neopelma chrysocephalum (saffron-crested tyrant-manakin), 277 nucleotides long. RefSeq names its product chymotrypsin-like elastase family member 1. NCBI's taxonomy places the organism in Eukaryota, Metazoa, Chordata, Aves, Passeriformes, Pipridae. The record is from RefSeq and is a predicted model, not a curated record. The transcript is spliced from 2 exons. Gene Ontology annotation, biological process: proteolysis. The annotation marks the transcript as partial. Gene Ontology annotation, molecular function: serine-type endopeptidase activity.
CACCUCUCCGGCAGCAACCUGAACUUCCGCGUGGUGGCCGGGGAGCACAACCUGAACGCCAACGAGGGCAGCGAGCAGGUCUUCAGCGUCAGCAGGAUCAUCAUCCACCCCUACUAUAACAGCAACAACGUCGCCGCAGGCUACGACAUCGCCCUGCUGCGCCUGGGCAGCUACGCCACCCUCAACAGCUACGUGCAGCUGGCGGUGCUGCCCCAGGAGGGCACCAUCCUGCCCAACAACUACCCCUGCUACAUCACGGGCUGGGGCCGCACCCGCA